CAUGCGCAGGACUAGUGAGCUCAGUGCGGCUGCGCAGUAACACACGUGUGCGGUACCUGUUUGUUGGCGGCGUGUCCGGCACUGGGUUCCAACUUACCCCGGACUCACACAUUUGCCCACUGCCGGGGCACAUGGGGCUCACCAAGCAAUAUCUCCGCUACGCGGCCAGCGCUGUGUUUGGGCUCAUUGCCAACCAGAAAGCCAAUGUGGCCUUUAUCACCCUGCGGGGGGAGAGGGGGCGCUACGUGGCCGUCGGGGCCUGUGAACACGUCUUCAUAUGGGACACGCGCAGGGGGGAGAAGGUCCUCAUUCUCCAGGGGCAGAAACAAGAGGUAACUCGCCUGUGCCCCUCCCCGGACGGCCUGUCGCUGGCAGUUGGCUACGAGGAUGGAUCCAUCCGGAUCUUCAGCCUGUUGAGUGGGGAGAGUGGCAUCACAUUUAAUGGCCAUAAGGCAGCAGUCACGGCCCUCAAUUAUGAUCACUUGGGCGGCCGGCUGGUGUCCGGGUCAAAGGACACGGACGUUAUUGUCUGGGAUGUGAUUAAUGAGAGCGGUUUGUACAGACUGCGGGGGCACAAGGAUGCCAUCACCCAGGCGCUGUUCCUCAGGGAGAAGAACCUCUUGAUUUCCAGUGGUAAGGACACCCUGGUGAAGUGGUGGGACCUGGACACCCAGCACUGCUUCCAGACCAUGGUGGGACACCGUACGGAGGUUUGGGGUCUGACGCUCCUGUCGGAGGAAAGCCGGGUACUGACUGGGUCGGCGGAUAGUGAGCUGCGGGCUUGGAACAUCUCGUAUAUGAAGGAGACGGAGGACACAGAUGGGCCUCAGAGUAAGAAAUCCAAGGGACCCUUGGGCGAGGCCCAGGAGGAAGAGGAGGAUGUGGAGGAGAGUACUGAGGGGCGGAUACUUAGUUGCCAGCGCUUCGGCUCCAUCAUGAGGGAAGGAAGGGACCGAGUAGUGAGUCUCGGCACAGAUCGGACCAGGAGGUUCCUAGCCUGUCAUGGCGCAGACUCGGUGCUGGAAGUCUUUUGUGCUCUGAAUGAAGAAGAAAUCGCCAAAAAAAUGGAGAAAAAGCUGAAAAGAGCCAAGAAGAAAGCCAAGCAGAAAUCGGAGGAUGCUGAGGAAGAGGAGGAGCUGAAAGUGGAACGGUGUCUACAGGAUGAAAUCCAGAGACUUGGGAACAUCAAAGCCUCCUCCAAAAUAAAAUCCUUUGACCUGUUCGCCGGCGCCAAAGGGGAGCUGAAAGCUGUUUUACUUCUUCAGAACAACAGUCUGGAAUGUUAUUCGCUCCCCGCUGAGCCGACCCCUGCCGGGAAGGCCGAGUGUACGAGAACCUCCCGCCUCACCCUGGGGGGGCACCGCUCCGACGUGAGAACCCUGGCGUUCAGCUCUGACAACAUCGCCGUGCUGUCUGCCUCAGCCGAGACCGUCAAAAUCUGGAACAGAUCCACCCUGCAGUGUAUCAGGACUAUGCCCUGUGAGUACGCCCUGUGCUCGCUCUUUGUCCCCGGGGACAGACAUGUUAUCAUAGGAACCAAGUCAGGGAACCUCCAGCUGUUUGAUUUGGCCUCAGGCAAUCUCCUAGAGACAGUGAAUGCACAUGAUGGCGCCGUGUGGUCCAUUUGCCCAUCGCCUGAUCUGAGGGGCUUUGCCUCCGGAGGGGCCGACAAGACUGUGAGAUUCUGGGACUUUGAGUUGGUGAAUGAGGAGACAGAGGAGCAGAGCAGUCGGCGGCUCUCUGUGAAGCAAACCCGCGUGUUGCAGUUGGACGAGGACGUGCUGUGUGUGCGUUACAGCCCCAACGGCCGGAUCCUGGCGGUGUCCCUGCUGGACUGCACCGUGAAAGUCUUCUAUACCGAUACGCUGAAGUUCUUCCUCUCGCUGUACGGACACAAGCUGCCGGUGCUGUGCAUGGAUAUCUGCCACGACAACGCGCUUAUUGUGACCGGAUCUGCUGACAGGAACGUUAAGAUCUGGGGCCUGGACUUCGGUGACUGCCACCGCUCCCUCUUUGCGCACGAAGACAGCGUCAUGUUCCUGCAGUUUGUGCCAAAGACCCACCUGUUCUUCAGCGCCGGGAAGGACCGGAAAGUGAAGCAGUGGGACGCGGACCACUUCCAGCAAGUGCAGACCCUCGAGGGGCACCAUGGGGAGGUUUGGUGUCUAGCCGUGAGUCCUAACGGCGACCAUGUUGUGUCCUCGUCACAUGACAAGUCCCUGCGACUCUGGGAAAGGACAAGGGAACCGCUCAUUCUGGAGGAAGAGAAAGAGAUGCAAAGGGAGGCCGAGUAUGAGGAGAGCGUGGCCAAGGGGCAGCAGCCGGUGGUUGCCGGGGAGCGAGAGGGGGAAGUCGGACUCGCUGGGAAGAAAACCAUAGAGACUGUGAAAGCGACUGAGCGCAUUAUGGAGGCCAUUGAGCUACACAGGGAGGAGACGGCUAAACUGGAGGAACACCGCGCCCUGUGCAAAGCAGCGGGGAAAGAGCUCCCUCACCGGACUCACCCCAUCCUGCAGGCCUACGGGAACAUCUCGCCCUCGGAUUAUGUUCUGGACGUCUUCAAGAAAGUGAAAUCCAGUGAGUUGGAGGAGUCUCUCCUGGUUCUGCCAUUUUCCUAUGUCUCUGAUGCCCUCGCUCUCUUCCGGGACUACAUCCGACAGGGUCGGGACGUGGAGCUGAUCUGUCGUUGUCUCUUUUUCCUUCUAAGGAUCCACUUUGGGCAGAUCACCAGUAACCAGAUGCUCCUCGGGGUAAUUGAAGACCUUAAAAACUGCACCAUCUCCCGGGUGGCAGAAGUGCGGGACAUGAUGGGGGUGAAUAUGGCCGCCCUCCAGUUCCUGAAGAGGGAGGUGGGAGCCAGGGAAGAGGUUCAGUUCUUUGCCGAUGCCACCGAGCGCUUUGAGGAGAAGAAGAGGAAGAGGAAAAAGAACGAGAAACUGCUCCUCGCAGUUGUGUGACCCUUACGGGGGGCUUGGAAGGGACAGUGACCCAGUUCAGUUCUGGUUCUCAUGGGCCCCCUGUUAGUUCACUGUCGGACUGGGACGCCAGGGGCCCAUCAGGAAGUCUCGGCCCAUAGGUCCCUCUCCAUUUACCUUCCUCCUCUUCCUCAUUCUCCUCAUCUCUAUCUCCUCGUUGUUCCCAUAGAGACAAAGCUAUAGGCUAUAAUGUGCAAUGGUUGGGUGCUCAGGAGGUCCCACUGGGGGCUCCCCUGGUAUCCUGGGGGGCCCCCUUUGACACUGUGUAAGUUCCACUUACUCUGAGGGAUCCGCAAAUCAGAACUAGUGUUGUACAUAUCUGUGAGCGACUCUGCGAUUGGUCUUUGUCAACGCAAACCCUGUGAUUGGUCAGACUGAGUCCCUUAUAUAAACCAUCCUCCAUUUCUUAUGGAAUGUUCCAAGGGCCCAGGGUGCAAUGGGUGAGUCUGGGGAUGACGUGAUUGGCUGACUUUCUGCAAGUGACCUGUGUGUCAUUUCUUUAUAAAAUGAGGAGGAACAUUUGUUAUAAUAAAGAUGUUAUUGGUCUAAAA
This is a messenger RNA of Xenopus tropicalis (tropical clawed frog), 3526 nucleotides long. It is a transcript of the gene wdr3, whose product is annotated as WD repeat domain 3. Bases 132 to 2957 code for a protein of 941 amino acids. NCBI's taxonomy places the organism in Eukaryota, Metazoa, Chordata, Amphibia, Anura, Pipidae. Gene Ontology annotation, cellular component: nucleolus. The record is from RefSeq and is a predicted model, not a curated record. The transcript has 27 exons.